Chiloscyllium plagiosum (whitespotted bambooshark) is the source of this 8729-nucleotide messenger RNA. RefSeq names its product NALCN channel auxiliary factor 1-like. Gene Ontology annotation, molecular function: protein binding; stretch-activated, monoatomic cation-selective, calcium channel activity. The record is from RefSeq and is a predicted model, not a curated record. Gene Ontology annotation, biological process: calcium ion import across plasma membrane. NCBI's taxonomy places the organism in Eukaryota, Metazoa, Chordata, Chondrichthyes, Orectolobiformes, Hemiscylliidae. Gene Ontology annotation, cellular component: plasma membrane.
UCCUCCAGCAGUUCCGUCUAGCUUGAUUGCAGCCCCCUGGUGUUGAAGUUCGAGGAUGGUAACGUUAAAAUGCCACUGUCGAGCUUCGAUCUCAACAUGCAGGCUGACUCUUCACCACAAUAUUGAUGGAGCGGUGAAGAUGCUGUCUCUGGAUCCAGAGGGUGAACGAAGGUCCAAUCUCUUCUCACGGGUGGAAGGAAAAAGAUUCUAGUAUGGUUCUUGGUAUCCUGUACAACACUUAUUCCACAAACAGCAAAUCUAAAAUUACUUCUAUCUCACUGUUGCUUUCGGUACUCUCUUGUGGGUUAAUUAAAGGGCGCAUAUUGUAAAUGACCUUCAAACCAGCUUCAAAAUUCUGUUUGAAAGUAUUUCCUGCGCUGUGAACGGUGCUACAUAAAUGCAACAGCUCGUUUUUUUUGAAAGAAGGAAUUAUUUUAUCAUAAAAGUCUCACCCGGCUGUAAUCACUAACGUUUCCAAUUGCACAUGACUGUGGUCUAAUUGCUCAGGAUUCCCCCGCGUUUUCCUGCCGCUGAUGAAGUGAUUCGUUCAGGGAACAGCGUCCCUCAAUGUCACGCCGUUCCUAACAUCUCUCUCAAAGAUAAAGCUGGUGUGUGCGGUGCAGCUUCGGGUGUCGUAGGGCAAGAAGCGAAAUGAUAGUUUAUUUAUUUUUUUUGUUGCUUUCGCAUGCGCUCGUCACUGCCUCUCAGACUGGCGAGGAAUACAAAUCAGCCCACGGUGCCAGUUUCAAGUUGUAACCCAACACUGAGCAGUUCUGUCAGAGCACUCGGCUUUCAGUAACAAGCACCAAGACGUUGGAAUGUAUCUCACCCACCCAGCCAGCCCCUUCUCCCCCCUCCGCGAAGUUGUUCCGCUGUCAGAUGGCAUUUUGCAAGAAUUAUUGCUUUGGGGUUGAGGACAUUUGGUCAACUCAAUGAAAGCGAGCGCCUGCCCUGUGAGGAGCACAGCCCGGACGGAUCAGCCCAGCUCCAGAUUGCAGCAGGACCAUGUACUGCAGCACGGUUCCCGACAGCAACCCGCAGCCUCUGAGAAAGGUUGAGUUUGGCUCGUGUCCUCUCGCCCAUUCGCCAUCCGGAAUCCUGCCUCCCGUCAAUUGCGCAGAGCAACACUGAGGGACUCAGUGCCAUCGGGCAGGACCCUCGGUUCCAACGCCCCGUCGAGUCCCCCCACACACCCUGCACCUUUUUUUGUUAUUGACAUCUUUUGGAAACGCAUACUUUUCGGUGUUACCUUCAAGGAAACUUCAGGGAUUGAAAAUGCCAAACCGUUGCUCGUUUCGUGUUGGUGUGGACUAUGAUGAGUGGACAGGGGGCUGUUGAUGUAAAACAGGAUUGAGUUUGUGGGGUUCUGUCUGUCUGGGUCCCACUCUCUCCCUCUGGAAGACCAGACAGCUGUGUCUCACGAAUGGAGAUAUCUCAGAGCUAGAGAUGACGCAAACCAUCGUCUCCUUCACCCCCCCUCCCCAUCCCCCCAAAAUAAUAAUGGGUAAUUCGAGGCGAAGAUGGCCGCAACUUGACAUCCAGCGAAGAGAUCGGUGGCAAUCCCAGCAUUAGAGCCAGCGACAUUUUGCCUGGAUCAGGAGAAACAGUUGAACUUUUUUCUCUCUCUCUCUCUGCGCGCAUUUAGUUGGAGCUUACACUCGGUGGUUAAUGGGGUUUGGAUGCGAGAGGCUGGAAUGUGGCAGGCUGUGAAUCUUGCAGAGUGUGUUGAGGAGAGAGCGGGAGAGCACAGCAAGAGCUGGUGGCCUGACCAGGAUGCAGUCACCGGAGAAGUAGGCUUUCCCCCGGGGAGUCAUUGGGAGGAGGGGGCUGGGGUUUGGGGGGACUCUGAUGCGACAGUCCUCCUGUGCUUGCUCCCAGGAAUUGGAUGGCAGCAGUUGACCGUCUGCUGAGGGUAGGAGCCAGAUUGAAGAGGAUAUCCCGUCCGGGGGGAUAACAGGCGAAUCUCACCAGGCAGACAAUCCCGGUCAAUGUCUAUUGGGGCGAGCGAGCAUUCAUUGUGCAACCGGCCGGCGUUGCUCUUGCUUACAAGAUGACCAGAGGCGCCUGGAUGUGUCGGCAGCAAGGGGACGGUUUACAAAUUUGGUAUGUACCCCGCCAGAGCGACAAACCCUGCACAGAUUCCGAACGAGCCCAGAAAUGGCGACUGUCUCUAGCGUCUCUCUUGUUUUUCACCGUCCUGCUCUCUGAUCACUUGUGGCUGUGUGCAGAGGCGAAUCUGACCGGGAUCAGAGACCAGGAGCAGGGCACCUUGGCAAAGAUGGGCGGGGACCGGACAGAUCACUUACCUUUCCACGUCUCCCUUAGACCUGAGCAGCCAAGGGAAGCCAGCAGCAGCAGUGGCAAACAUACUAUUUUUAUAGGUAAUAUCACAGCCAGACCGAGCUGGCAAUUAGAAACUUGUUACCCACAUUGUCUAACUGACCAGUGUUUUAUUGUUGAAGAUGCUGAGUCUAUCUGUGGACGCGUGAGUGAGCGAUUAAGCAGGGGCGCCUGGUCGCCGUCUUUUCGCAAUUUCCACCUUGCCUUUUGUGAGUCUUAUACCCUUUCGGAGCUGUUCGCUGGGAUGCCUACGCCAGAAGGCUCGAAUUGCCAUCUCAAUGUAGUGAUGGAUGGAGAUGCUAGCGUUUGCGUUCAGUGUGUUGAGACUUACCAGCGGUUAGACCAGCACGCCCAGGAGAAGUACGAAGAGUUCCAGGUCUUGUUUCAGAAGUAUUUACAUUCGGGAGAGUACUCGGUGAAAAGUUGCAUCCAAGACUGCAAGGCUGUCUACAAAGCCUGGCUCUGUUCCCAGUAUUUCGAGGCCACACAGUUUCACUGUAGUUCCAGAAUUCCUUGCAAGCAAUACUGUUUGGAGGUCCAGACCAGAUGUCCAUUUGUUUUACCAGACAAUGAGGAUCUUGUCUAUGGUGGACUGCCAAGUUUCCUUUGUACAGAGCUGCCCAACAGUCACCCAACCACUCCUGAGCAAGAGUGUUGUGAUGUCAGGUGGGAGUUGCAUAGUUCAGUUUCAAAUAAACAAUCCAAAGGGACAAGAGAAACAACCAAUCCACCGCUGUGUCACAGGUCCUCACUUGCCUCAUCUGUGGCGUCAAGACUGUGUAAUAGUAGACUCAAGUUAUGUGUCCUGGUACUCAUCCUGUUGCAUACUGUAGUGACAGUCUCUGCAACACAGACUAGUACUGUAUUGGACUUUGGAGGGCUUGCAACUUGGGAAGAUAACUCAACCAGUGAUGAGUAAGGACUUAUGCUGUUGUUUGAUUUGCACACUACAGGCUUACUAUUCAAGGAUGACGGUCACAUCUGAUCAGAACUGGUUGUACUAGCUUCCAAAUCACAGCUUACCAGGUCAUCUAGGUUAUGAAACAACAGAAGUUGGGAGCCAGCCUCAAAUCAACAAAGAUACAACUUUUACUGAUUGAAAGACUUUGCAAGACAAGACUGAUUUCUCAUGCUAUUUUAUACACUGUGUUUUAAUGUUUAGACUUUUGUUUUUUGCACUAGUUGCUGCAGAACUUUUGUUUCCUGGAACAAUUUCUCAACACUAAAUGAGUUGUUACAUUGUCUGUACUUUCUGUAUUUUUAGUCAGAGCGUACUCCCACCCAGUCCUUUUUCUUUUCAGCUGUUACAUCCUGUGGGUUUGCAGUAAGGCAAAAAAAAACUGCAUCAUGGUGGAGCUGAAUGUUAACUGUCCUUUCUCUCCAUGGAAAAGUUUAUUGUUCCCAGUUUAUUGUUCCCAUUUUAUAUGAGGAAGAGACAUGUGGUUGGCUGCAGCCAAUAUUAAGAACAAAAAGCAUACAAGCAUGUACUGAGGCCCCAUGCUACGCACAAUUGUUGCACAAACAAACUGAAUGAACAAAGGUAAGCCGAGGGACAUUUGACCUCCUCCUAAAUCCAUCAUGCAGAAGGACACAGCUGCUGUGAGAGAUGAUUUUGGAUGUUUAACAGCUUCUUGAAUUUUCAGAGAAUAUUGAAAUCUUUAACCCUAAUCCCCAAUCCAGAUCUAUCCAAUUUACUUUCCUUGACCAGUUGAGAAUUUUGACCUUACUGCACAAAUCAAACUUAAUUUAAUUGGAAUUUGUUUACGUUUAUAUGAUAGACAAUUCUCUCAAUCCAAGGCAAAUUGAUCAUUCUAGACCUUCUGGGAAUCAUUUUGUUACAACUGAAGGUGGAAUGUUGAGGACCUCAAUAGACAUCCUAAUCAAGACAAGAAGGUUAAAUGACAUUUUGAACAAUUAAACUUUUUUAAAAAGCCAGUACCUUUUCAUUCUGAGUUGAGUACACAAAUUUAGUCACUAUAGGCAGUUAACCUCAGAAGCCAAAAAAGUUAUCCUAUGCAUACAUCAGUCUCAUUUUGACAAACUUGUUUCACUUUGCAAAAUAUCAAAUGAAGAAUACAAAGUAUUAUUUUGUAUCAUUCUUUAGAAAUUCAAUUAUCAAUUAAAAUAAAAGUUAAUUAACUAAUAUUUAUGUUUUCUAUAAUCUUAUGACCAGCUAAACAGGUGUUUAUGUUCAAAAGCUCGAGAAUUUUCCAUGCAGUUCUUUAACCUCACUUCCAUUGAGGCACCGCUUAUAAAGUAAUGGUUGACCUUGGUUACAAAGAUGUUUAGUUGUUUUCCAGUCCACUAGGUAACUGCUGUGUAAAGAAUAGGAGUGAUACAACACAAGUCAUUAUGGAUUGAGAUUGACACUGUGCAUACACUGUGGAACGGAAGAAGUAGAUUUCAGUACUUGUGGAGUGAUUAAACUUCUUGUGCUGACACCAAAUUCAAAAUGUAUCUCGCUUGCCUCAAGCACACAGAUUUUAGGCUUGAGUAUUUAAAUUGAGCAACUUUAAAUUUUGUAUUCAAAUACUAGCCAGUUUCUUUUCUCUGGUUAGGGUGGGGGUGUCCAUGUCUUACUUGAAUUGUCUGUAAUUUGAUUCUUUUCACAAAUAAAUGUUACAAUUUUGUGUUAUCCUGAUCAAGAAAAUUGACUUACAGGUUUCAGUCCGAUUAUCAUUUAAUUCAAUUUUUGGAUCCUAAUUCUGAUUCAUUAUAAAUAACUUAAAUUAUCACUGAUUAAUGUCGGGACUGAACAUCUUUAGGGCACAAAAAAUGACAGUAGCUUCAUUAUCCCUUUAUCUUCAUUCCUUGCUGUUAUGUAGACAUGGUGACUCAAGGCAGGGAUGUUUUUCCUAUCUUCCCAUUCACGAUUUCAAAUGGAUGAAAAGUCAUAGAUAAAUGAGUGUUAAGUUACAUAAACACUUGCAAUACAAGCAGAUGAAAUGAAACUAUUGUUAAGUCAGUACUCUUCCGGUUCUUGAUGGUUAACUAAAAUGCUAAUUUUCCAUGUGUUCUGAUUUCUUACUAUAGAUACCAGUGAUGAUGGAUGUCUUGAUCUCUUUGUUUCCUAUCCAUGCUUUUUCUCUAAAACAACGUUGCUUACACAUAAUGUUCCCCCAGAGUUUGCACUGAACAGUGGCAUUAAACAUUGCACAUGGAAAACUAUCAGUCACAGCCAUUUGCAAUUGAUGUUAAGCACCCCAGUGCACAUGAGCAGAGCAAGGAAAGCAAAUACAUCCAACGAUAAAAUAUUAUUCCAGAGCUAUCUCCUAAACUAAACUAAAUCUCAGGACUAAGUAACAUUGACCCACUCAAUCCAAGUGGAUACUGGACAUUUGAUGUGACUAAAUAGAAGUUCAGAAACAUUAAUCAUAAUAAUGAGAGAUUCUUUUCAUGUCAACUAAUUUUAAACAACUGUAAAAUAUCCCAAUAGGAAUUUUUUAUUGAUUUUUCUCAUAGAUUGCUUUAUUGGAAAUGGAUUUGUAGAAUGUGAAAUAACGGUGAAAUCAUUAAUGAUUUUAACAGAGAAAGUCAUUAAAUAUCAUUCCUAUUGAGGCUGCCCUUUGUUUUAUAAAGUAAUUUGUCUUGUAUCCAGCAGCACUUGCUCCAUCAGAAUUUCAGGAACAUUAACUGAUGUUGGUUAGUCAAUGAAGUCCAAGAUAGUUAAGGAAGUGACAUUUCUUUUUCAUUAGCAAGUAUAAAUUGAAUUGUAAAUUGGCAACAAACAUCGCUUCCCUCCAAUGCAUUAGAUUAGUCACGAAGACCAAAAUCAGUCGGGAUUGCGUAUGUCUCAGAACAGAACAAUGUUCAGCAUCGGCGCAAUUUUCUUUCCCCGAGCCACUCACCCACCAAAGAUAAUGACAGAUCUUUCCUUCUUGGAAUUUCUUCAUUGCCUUGUGAGGCUGUGCUUGGCCCCAGAUGGGAAAUAUAAUUAAGAAUGUGGAGUAAAUGGAAAUAAAUCCAUUUGUUGGUCUUUCCACAACUUUGGUUUAAUCAGUCAAUAACACAUCAGUAACAAAGAAUAUGCUCAGAGAGUUCCAGUGAUAACAGAACCUGUUCAAUUUCAACAGAGGGAAAAUAAGGCACUAUCAAUGAACAGUAUACAAUCCUUCAGACAUAAGGUCCCUUUGGGCCCCAAGCAGUUCAUGUUUAAUGCCGAAUGGGCAAAGAUGCAAACCAACCCAAUACAACCUGAGAUGUAAGUUGUUACUAAUAAACAAAGCUUCUUUGUUUGUAACAUCAUACCAUCUUCUUAAAUAGGCUUGUAAGACAGUUCACAACUACUUGUAAUCUAUAUAUGACAUUACCAGGCAAAGGUGUGAGUUAUUGCUGUGUUGUGAAGGUUUAUCGACGCCUUCCGAAGUCAAUUCGUAUAAGUACACAAGAAAGAUAAUGUCAAUUUAAAAUGAAGUAAACUAACACAUUGGCACUAUAUGAUCAGCAACAAUAUGGAAACAUUGUACACAAUGUCACUCAAUUAUUUUUAUUAAAUGACUGUGAACAUCCAUGAGAACUAUCAAUAAAAAGCACUAAAUUAUAGUGGGUGAAGGACCAAAACUAAACAAUAGACAUGGUCUGUUCCUAUUCCCAAUCUUUUUUAAUGAAUGGAAAGGACUUUGCAAAACUUGCAAUUACAAAUUUAUUUGUUAUUUAAAAGGAAGAAGAAGCUGAUUGAAAAGUAACAAAGCACGCUUGGUAAUCAAAUAAAAAGAAACUUCAAAAGAUAGAUUGACGACUAUUCAAUCUGUGCAACAAAUAUGUAUUUUUUACAUGGUCUGUGAUAUUCACAGUCUAUGAUGGAGUUUUCAAUUCCUUGUCAUUUCCUCUCAGAGAUGAUCCCAUGUGUUUGCAGCAAUGGACAUUGAUUUAUUCUGUAGUGUUUGCAAAUUUUGCUAUAAAGAAAGCCUUUAACCAGUUUGUUACCUUGUUUUCAUCAGCUAUUGCACUGUGCUAAAUAUAUUGGGGCUGUUUGUCUUUUAUUCUCCCUUUUGUGUCAAAUCAAUCACUUGAUCUAUUUGUGAUAAUGUACUUUGACAAAGAACACAAUCAAGGGCUAUUUUCCAAAAUAUGAACAACCACAUUUCAUGAAUAUUGCCUCUCUUGCCAUGUCACAUGAGGGACAAAUUAGACAUCUUGUUUACACUCAAUCAAUUAAGGAUGAUUCAGUUCCACCAGAAACUGUUUCCAAUUCUCAAUAAACAGAAGGCAGAGAUUUAAAAUAAUUGGAAAAAUAACCAAAGGGGAGAAGAGCGGGCAUUUUUUUAAGUAGCCAGUAGUAUGAUCUGCAAUGCACUGACUGAAAAAGUACAUGCAAAUUCAACAACAACUUUGUAAAAGGAAUUGGUUAUAUACUGGCAAAAUAAAGGGAAAGGGCGGGGGGGUGUCUUGCUGGAGAGGUUUUUCCAAUAGAUGGCACAAACACACAGUACUGAAAGGACUCUUUCUGUGCUAUACAAUUGUAUCAUAUAACUUACUCCUUUAAAGUUGCCCAGCAUUUGAUCAGACCAGGGCAGGAUUGUCAUUCAUGGUCAUGGUUCAUUUGAUUUCCUUGAAACCUAUUUUUCUUUGCAUGAAGUUAAAUUAUCUACAUGUGAAAAUGUUAAAUCCACUAGAAAUGUUGCAGAUUAAUACAAUGUUUGCAAAAAACAAAUGUAGAUAUAUAUUUAUUUCAAGUUAGAACAAAACACAUAAACAAUAACAUAAAUGUUGCAUUGAAAAUUUGUACCCUAAAUAUGCAAACAGGUCACUUGUCCUUAGAAUUUAUUAGAAUAGUGUUCUAUUCGAUUUCUUGUCCUAAGAAUGAUGUAAGCUAGAACAAAAUCUUUUACAGAGUCUGUGACAACUAUCAAUAAAAAAUUCAAGUUUAUUCUGUAUGGUGUAAACAAAAUGGUGACAUCCUUUAUAAAGCAAGGAAUGUACUCCUCACCUAACACUGAAAAUAAAUAAUGAGACAUCAUCAAGGGAUGUUGUGGUAAGAGCUCAGAGAUAGAGAGUCCUUUUUUUAGGGUUUUAUAUCAGACUGAAUGAACCUCUGAUCAAAUCAAGAGAUUACCAAAUGCAGUCUCCGUUGGUAUUUUUGUAAAUGUCAUUACUGGACCUUGUUGGACGCAAAACAGAAUGAUCACUGUCCUGGUAAUUUGUUUUUCUGGGUUUGGGGAACAUUCUGUAAACUUGUUGAAAGCUGGUGUUUUGUGUGUACCAAAAUUAAGUUGAAAUUUCAAGAGGUUAUGAAUGAAAACUAUUAGAUAAGAAAAUAUAAAAGGGGACAGGAAAACACAAUAUUGUUUUUUUUAAACUAUUCGAUAAAGAUGAAAUAAGAUUUUGUAUAUUUUAAAAGGAAUUGCCUUCCUGCCCCAUAACAAUGCAGCAAAGGUUUUGCAUUUUGU